Messenger RNA from Coffea eugenioides, 740 nucleotides. RefSeq names its product protein MHF2 homolog. Gene Ontology annotation, biological process: DNA repair; kinetochore assembly; replication fork processing. The record is from RefSeq and is a predicted model, not a curated record. NCBI's taxonomy places the organism in Eukaryota, Viridiplantae, Streptophyta, Magnoliopsida, Gentianales, Rubiaceae. The coding region runs from base 72 to 380 and encodes 102 amino acids. Gene Ontology annotation, cellular component: Fanconi anaemia nuclear complex; FANCM-MHF complex. The transcript has 6 exons.
AAAUAUAAUAAAUUAGCUUUUUUUCUCUCAUUAACCCCCCUUUUUUUUAUUGACGGGACCUGAAUCAAUCGAUGGAGACCUCUUUUGAUAGCGAUUUAAUCGGUGAAAUAUUCAAGCGCAUUUGGAGGAGAAGAGCCGCAGAGCGCGAGAGAAAUGAAGUUACUGAAGCUCCGGAUACCGAGGUUGGAGUUGGCACACCUAAGAAAAGUCGGCCUACUUUGGCUAAUGCAAAGGCCCUGAAGCUUAGCUCUGAGCUCCUCAGACUCUUUGUCACAGAGGCUGUUCAACGAGCUGCUAUGAUUGCUGAAGCAGAGGGUGCGAGUACAAUAGAAGCAACUCAUUUGGAGAGGAUACUUCCACAGUUGUUGCUGGACUUUUAGCAGAUUUUAUGGUCUAGGGAUUUGUAAUCGUGAUUGAAGUAAGCAUUUGUUUAAAUCAUCUAAAAGAAGUUGCACAUUCUCUUUUGUUAGUGGUCUUGCAAUUGCUAGGUCUUCUAUUGGGGAUUGGUAAUCUUAGAACUGAUUGGGUGCAUUUGGCAGUCCCGUGAGUUAUUUGACACUGCAGAUUAAGGAAGAAAUCUAUUUUUUUUGGGAGGGUGGGGGGUGUUUCAAAGGAAGAGAUGUUCUUUGCUAUGCGUAUAUCAUGAGAACUGCUAAUGUAUAAGUUUGGUUUUAGACAUACAGGGACUUUGUCCUAACCAUUUUCUGUCUUGUGAAAGUUUGCUAUUGCUCUCUGCUGUA